Molecule: messenger RNA, 1876 nt
Organism: Bemisia tabaci
Lineage: Eukaryota; Metazoa; Arthropoda; Insecta; Hemiptera; Aleyrodidae
Source: RefSeq, a predicted model, not a curated record
CUUUUCCAUAGGUUUAAAGGCAGAUCAAUCGAUACAUCGCAAAGUACGCCACGCCACUGUUUCUAAGGGACAACAAAACAUGAGCGGAGAGUUACAACGUCACUAUCGAAGAUACGCAUUUUUCGACUUAAAGCAUCGAUAAUAAUUAACGACUCAUAAAAUGAAAGAAGAAAAGUCUUAAUGCAUGAAACUGUCUCUGAAGGACGAAUCGAUUGUAUUAUUCCAAAAAAAACAUUGGAAUGGAAAAUGAAGCUACUCAAGUAUACAUUGAAUUAAGACAAUGGGUUCUACGAGUCCACGAUAGAGAUUUUUGCGCUACGUGUUUCCCAAAAAUUGCUGCUCCUAAUUUGAACGAGAACCUAAGUUCCAUUAUUGUUGUUUUCCACGAGAAGCGGAAAGUCAAGCGAUUCUCAUUUGCACAUCAAAGUGAAAUUACAGCCAACAGGUCCUGUUCCGGCAUAGUCAACAUGAGUUCCGACAGCUCAGUAAUCAAACGAGUGUGUCUGGAGGCAAAAGCUGGAAGUCCGGCCGUUAAAUAUCGGAUACAGCUCUUAGACGAAUCUUUGAUUGACGAAAGUGUAGAGUUUUUGGCGAAGGAACUAUUGCCAUCGACAAAAGGUUACAUGGCGAUUAUUUCAAGUCUCGGUUUCUUGUCAGACAAAGAUGCAUGCGACGAAAUAAAGAGUGUAUUAAGAAAACACUUUUGCGAGGGAAUCUCCUUAGCAGCUUUGCUUGAGGAUGACUCGGGAAAUUGUGGACCUUUGAUCGGGUGUAAUGUUUUGUUUAAGGAGAGUACAUCAGAGAGAGAAUAUCGGACGGAUAAAAUGAAACUAUUCUACCAAACGUGGGCCGACUUAAAAAAAGGGGUGGACGUGCUCAAGACUUUCAACUGCUCGGACUUCAUCAAUUCCUGCGGCCUCUCGGUGGCAAGCGACUUCCGGGGUCAGGGCAUCGCGACAGAACUCUUAAGGGCGCGUGCUCAAGUCUGCCGGCUCACCAACAUCCCGGUCACCGCGAACGUCUUCAGUGGUCCCUACUCCCAUAAGGCGGCCGCCAAAGCAGGCUUCCAAACGCUCUCGGAGCUCGACCUCAGUACUUAUCGGAUAGACAACAGGAUCGUGUUCCCCGAAGCGAGAGGAUGGCCCACUGCUAAGUACAUGGCCAAUAAAUAUUUUUAGAAAGACACAUUUUAAUUUAGGAGCGUGCACGUAGUACGUCGCCUAUUGAGUUCUUGUAAGUGUCAAGGAUUUGGGUUGUAAAUACUUUUUCUCGUGGAAAAUUUCGCGAGACAACCGAUGGUGCUACUUAGAGUAGCUACGAAGUAGGGGAGAGUAAGGACAUGUUGAAAUGUGGAGCACUCAGGGCCCAAAAUGGCAGAAAACCUUUGAAAACGAAAAUAUCAUUAGAUUCCAAUAUCAAACCAAAAUGGCCGAGAAUGUUCAUAAAUGAGCGUCCUCCCGUAAUAAUGAGCAAAUUUAUGCGAAAAUUAUGUCAAAUACGUGCGCUUUACCAUCGACCGGUUGCACUAAUUGGACGUAUCUCUGGAACUGAUAUCUCUGGAAUCUAUAUCUGGAACUAAGCGCCCUAGGGGGAGGAAGGUAGAGGGGGGCUUGGAUUGACGGCGGAACCGGGCGUCGGGCUCAUUCCGUCCUAUACUCGCAAUGCUUUUCCAUGGCGCUCAGGUCCGUUUGACAGAACGCGCUAUCAGGCAUUCUAAAAUCCUCAAAAGGAACCCAAAUUGGCGCAUCACCGUAGUUAAUUAUAAUUCAUAGAUUGGCUAUUCUCUCGCGCCCUAAGAGCUCCAUCAUCUAUCCUCAAAAUUACCGACCUAUCCGUACUCUCCCUAUAGGUACUCUACUACUCUGCCGUGCUAAGG